Messenger RNA from Desarmillaria tabescens, 2598 nucleotides. Its product is annotated as fungal-specific transcription factor domain-containing protein. Gene Ontology annotation, molecular function: DNA-binding transcription factor activity, RNA polymerase II-specific; zinc ion binding; DNA binding. The coding region runs from base 97 to 2277 and encodes 726 amino acids. The transcript has 16 exons. Lineage: Eukaryota; Fungi; Basidiomycota; Agaricomycetes; Agaricales; Physalacriaceae. The record is from RefSeq and is a predicted model, not a curated record. Gene Ontology annotation, biological process: DNA-templated transcription; regulation of DNA-templated transcription.
AAGCUGUGCCCGAGGGCUGUUUACUCACUUGCACUGCUAUUUAUUACCGUCAUUGUCAACAAGUACAGAAUCGCCAAGUUUCCUUGAACUUUAUCGAUGACCACGUCACCAGGGGAAGAAAAUUCCGGUCCCAGUCGCACCAGAAAGACAAGACCCCAGACGGCAUGCGAAUUUUGUAGACGAAGAAAGAUUGGAUGCGAUGGCGCUCAAAGACCGGGGAAACAAUGUUCGAAUUGUGCAGCAUGUAACGUCGACUGCAAGUAUUCUGACAGUCGUAGAGUACUGGCACCCUCCAAAAGUUACAUCCAGGAACUGGAGAAGAAACUAGAAAGGAUGGAGAAUAUUAUGCGUCGGAUCCUUCCCGAAACCCACGUCGGUGGCCUGAGCACCGCCGAGAUAGAGGAUCGACUGCGACAGGAGGAUUAUGAGCGUGAUGCGAUGGACAAUAGUCUCACGCAAGCCAAAUUGGGUUACAUCUAUCAUGGAAAAUCGAGUACCGCCCAAUUUAUACAAACUGCGAGGGUUUUCAAGCAAGGGCAUACCGGUGAAAUCUCUGACAGAGUCACUCUCAGACGAUCCGAGUUCUGGGAUGCACCUCCUUGGCACCAAAACACCUGGUUCCAGUCGUAUUAUCCAGAUUACACCUUUCCAGAAGACGACCUGCUCUCAUCACUUGUGGAUCUUUAUUUUGUGGAAGUCAACAUCUUCGUUCCGUUGCUGCAUCGACCAACUUUUGAGAAGCUAGUCAAUGAUAAAUUUUAUUUGGAGGAUAAAGAGUUCGCCACUGUGCUGUUAUAUGUGUGCGCUCUCUCUUCAAGGUACACGGACGACCCCCGAGUUCUAUCAGAUGGGGUAUCUUCCAAGCAGUCGAAUGGAUGGAAGUGGAUCGAUCAGGUGAUACGCGCACGUAAGUCCCUGAUAAGCGUGCCGACGUUGCAUUCCUUGCAAUGUAUAUGUCUUUUCGCCCAAUUCAUGUUGGGAUCAUCGGCACCUCACCUGUGCUGGACGAUUGCUAGCAUUGGACUUCGGUCAUCCCUGGAAGCGGGACUUCACAGAAGGAAAGUGAACUAUGCUAAUCCCACUAUAGAGAGCGAGCUGUGGAAACGGGCUUUCUGGACACUUGUGUACAUAGACCGACAGAUCAGUGCCUUUCUAGGCCGUUCAUGCUGUCUAUUCGAUGAAGAGAUUGACCUUGAUUUACCAAUCGAAUGUGAUGACGAGUACUGGGAGCCUCCAAAUGCUGCCAAUGCUUUCAGGCAGCCGCUUGGACGACCUGCGCUCGUUUCUUACUUCAACUGUUACCUGAAACUCACUUCCUCGAUAACGACUUGCCUGCGCACUAUAUAUGCAAUAGAACGGUCUCUCAUCAGGCGCGUAUCUCUGGAUCUGGAUAAAAACUGGCAGAAGAGAAUGAUUGAGCAGCUUAAUGCGAGACUGAAGCUUUGGAUGGAUGCAAUGCCUGAUCAUCUACGAUGGGACCCUGACCGCAAAGACCCUAUUCACCUCGCCCAAUCUGCUUCAUUACAUUUGCAAUAUCGUCAUUUGCAGAUGCUAAUCUAUAGGCCCUUCAUCUCCAUGCCUUAUGAUUCGGAGAAAUUCCCGUUUCAUUCAGUAACUAUCUGCACAAACGCCGCUCGCGUAUGUGCAGAUAUUAUCGACACUCAAUUACGUCGUAAAGGGCAUUUGGUACCUUACUAUGGUCUUGCCGCAUUCAAUGCCGCUGCAGUGCUCCUUUUCGAUUAUUGGCAGACAAAACGUGGUGGCCUUCCCGUGAACCCGGCCGAUAUGAAACUCGUGGAUGCAUGUAUGAAAACUCUUCAAGUUCUAGAAACGAGAUGGCAAAUUGCAGGCCGGCUCUGGGACGUCCUCCAUGAGCUAGUUUCUGUCGGUGAUCUACAUCCCAACUCAGCCAACCCUGAAAUGGAGAUGACUGUCGAUAACAACUCGAUAUUCACGCCAAAUGAGGUCUUUCCUGACAGUCUUUCGGAAAUCCUUCUUGGCGGCAAUACCUUUUACGACGGACCUGCCGUGGAUGAGUCCAGCUGGUUCUCAAACAUUGAGCUGCCAUUGGUACCCUUAGAUGAAGUAAAUACACAACCUCAGAUCUCCGUCGCUUCCUCGGAAAAUGUAGGGCUGGAACCUUCACACGUCCCUCCUCGAGGCGAAGGCUACGUCAAUGGGACCCAAACCUUGCAAAAAUUCGGCUUCACGAUUGAUAACCAAGAUUCCUUCCUCGAGCCUUCUUGUUUCUUCAGCAAAAGCGCUGUAAUGAAAUGAAUUUGGAUGACUGGGGCUCGUUCUUCAGUAAUGUAGACGAGCUUACCCAUGGCAUAUGGCAAUUCGAAAACUCGAAUGACUCUGCUACUACCAACAGUGGACUGUGGUAGAACUACUGAUAUGGCUUCCUAGCUUUUGGUUCAGACAGAUUGUACAAAUUGUACAAAUAGUUCCCUGUAUUUGUGUAAUUACCUAUAGUGUCCGACUGAGCGUAUUUUGGGCCCAAAUACUUGUGGUCAUUUUUGACGUCCUUUGGCUGAUAUGCUUGCGGACCGGGACGGUCCGAGUCACAUUACGUGAGAAAUCCUAUCCUAAAGCGGA